Messenger RNA from Apis mellifera (honey bee), 6233 nucleotides. RefSeq names its product ecdysteroid-regulated gene E74 (gene Eip74EF). Gene Ontology annotation, molecular function: DNA-binding transcription factor activity, RNA polymerase II-specific; sequence-specific DNA binding. The transcript is spliced from 9 exons. Lineage: Eukaryota; Metazoa; Arthropoda; Insecta; Hymenoptera; Apidae. Gene Ontology annotation, cellular component: nucleus. The record is from RefSeq and is a predicted model, not a curated record. The coding region runs from base 1569 to 3320 and encodes 583 amino acids. Gene Ontology annotation, biological process: cell differentiation; regulation of transcription by RNA polymerase II.
GUUGAGUUAAGCACCCUAACCUGCCUCAAAAGACAUUACACGACGUAACAGAUAAUAAAUCCUCUGUUUCAGUGUACUGAGAUAGUGAGUUGGAAGAAAAUGAGAGUGUCGAGAACGAAGAUGGACGAGACACCUUUCUUUUGACGAUUAUGAGCCGUUCAGAUUUCAUAGAAUAUCUCUCUUCGUAAUUUAGAAUGGACGAAAGUAGUUACGAAAAGUGCAUGGAGGUGAGGUUAACGUCAAAACACAAUACGAACGUAAAACAGGAUGUGACGAUUAAUCGAAAAUGCCUAAGCGGGACUGACAGUGGCGUAAUACUACGCACGUCGCGAAAGAAAGCAGAGAAAGUAUUUAAAUGAAGCAUAAAUCGAGAAGAAAUAAGAGUUACGAUCGUUCGUCAAAUACGUCUGUGAUAAUGUGACAAAUAAUUAGAAUCAUCGAUUGUUUAUUCGUAUUACAAUUUGUAAUACAAUUACGAUAUUUGCAAUAAUAUAAAAUAAAAGCAAAAAGGAAGAAAAAGUUAAAAAGGAAGAAUCGCAGUAAUCGCAACGAAGAAGGAAUAUCGAAGAAGGCAAGAUCGACGAAGAGCGAAAUAUUUGAGAGAAAUGCACGAAAAGGCCUUUUGGAGCGACAAGGAAAGAGUGGGGAGGCUCGCGGUAGAGAGAGUCGACGCAUCGAAGACGCUGUGCGAAAGAAUGAGAGAGAAUGAGACGAGCGCGAGCAGGAAGAGCGGCACGAGCGAGAGUCGGGGAGUUCGGGAGUACUCGGCCGCUCAGUCGAACGCGCGAUUACAAGCACACGAGACGCGUGGGCUCUCUCUCUCUCGACGACCAGGCUGAAAGUGUUUCGUACGCGACCACGUGCCGGCUAAACCGCCGGAACGUAACAGAACGAUACACGGCGAGAACAGAUACAUGGAGUGACAUCAUAAAGGACACAGUGCCGUUUGCACGCUCGCGAUCGUCUCCAUCGAUUUUCGCUUCGAUUUUCACGAACUUCGCAAAGUCUUUUUCUGUUAGAUGUGUUCUGGAGAGUGAAAAACAGUACGUGGUAACAAAACGAUCGUGACUUUGAGUAAAAUUUCCCGACGAGGACGGUGCGCGUGCAGUGAGUGGUUGGGUGAUUUGUUGGUGACUUGAAGUGAACAUUAAACCGAAAAAGAAGAACGACGAUCAACGAUCAAAUAGAAGGAAAUUUUGCGAGCUUGUUACAUCCAGAUGUCACGGGAGCAUCCUCGAUCGAAGUGGGAUUGAAGUGGAAGUAGAAGGAAGAGAGAAGGAAACAGGUUGGGGAUACCAACGGUCAGUAGUAGAGUGUGUGCAAUAGAAAUCGGUGUGCGUCGAAAGUAUCCACGUCCAGUCUAUAUUUUCUUCGACGUCAAGCGUCAUAAAUCGUCAUCGUAAAUCGGGAUAUACAGAGGGGAAUCAAAGUAGCGAGUAAAUCGAAAGAAAGAAAUCUGAGGAGCAGAAAAAGAAGGAGGCGAAAAGUGGGGACGUUUCAAAGGUGGUUUUGGAUGUUAGAAAGCGCGGGGGUGGCUAGAGAGGCCCCGCCGCAGGGUACGGGUCCCGAUGCCGGUCCCCGUAUCGCAAACCCUUACGCUGACCUCCACCCUCGUGCCCAAGGAGGAGUCAAACAUGCCCUUCAUAGACGACGAGCUUCUUUGGUGCCCUGACAAUGACGGCAAAAUGGUCGACUUAACGCAAUGUCUCCAGGGUUUAUCGUUUUAUCAGGAAAGCAGUACAGGGCAGUCGGUAGAAUUUUCCCCGAUGGAAUUGAAUGCCCUUGUAGGGACGCCGGCUGCUCCAAAUAUGCCGGCAGAAGAGGGCGAAGGAAUGGCUGGUGUCACAGGGGAAGAGCCCUUUGACACGUUGGACACAUUCCUUCGAGAAUUGCAAGCUGAUUUGGCUGAAGCCAGUCAACCCACGUCCACUACAACUUCCGUAACUCCUUCCUGUAGACGGCAGAGGUACAAUAUCGCAGCCGCAAAUCCUUUGUUAGCAGAGAAAUUGGCAGCUCCUUCGUCGCAAGCAUCUCCAACUUCUAUUCCGUACGCAACAAGGGCGGAAAUUAAAACGGAGAGUAUUCAGCCUGAAACAACGAAAGUGGACACGAGGGAAGUUCAGCCACACGAUGCGAGCGAGAAGGAACAACUGGGCCUGGCCAGCGUUAAAGCGGAACCAGGAUCGACCGGUACGACGACGACCAGCACGGGGACACGUCUGCUGCACGGUAUUCUCUCGCAGCAUCCCCAGCAGCACGGUCUAGGGGUGCAAAAUGGAUACGGCCGCCACUUGCCCGGCCACGCUCAAAUGGGCCAACCGUCCUACACCACUGCCACCAUGGCCACCACAAGCACGCCAGGAAGCGGAUCACUGCCAGCGAGCCCCGCGGACAGCGGAGUCAGCGACGUGGAGUCCAGCACGUCCUCGGGCGGUAACGAGGACGCGAAUCUCUUAUUGAAAGCAAGGCUCAAUCCCAAUUCGUCCCUUCAGCCAAGCCUGGCGUCUCAUCAUUCUCAUUUGUCGUCAGCAGCGCUCGGCAGGUCGGCCUGUCACAGUCCUGGUGUUUAUCCGUCGACGGCGGGCUUCCUGCCGCCCUCCUAUCAUCCUCAUCAGCAUCAUCCCUCCCAGUACCAUCCGCAUAGAGGGAGCUCGCCUCACCAUCAACACGGGAACCACACGAUGGGUCCCACCAUGGGACCGCCCCAUCAUCAUCACCAUCAUCAAACGCAGAGUCUACAACACUUGCAUUAUCGUCAGCCUCCUACAUUAUCCGAAAGCUACAGCAGUUAUGUGAACUCGAUGUAUGCCAGUGGGGCCCAAUUUGCAACACCUUGUACCCCUAGUCCACCACGGGGACCUGGAGGAGUUCCAACGAGUGUAAUUCAAGCAGCUACCAGUUCGGUUUCCGACGAUUUAUAUCUACUGGAAUUAGGUUUCCCUCCACGAUCGAAGAAGAACAAGUUGAAAAAACCGCGUCAAGGAGACGGUGCUGCGGUAAAAAGGAAAUCUCGCGAGGGUUCGACGACGUAUCUUUGGGAAUUUUUGUUAAAAUUACUACAGGAUCGAGAGUAUUGCCCUCGAUACAUCAAGUGGACGAAUCGCGAACGAGGUGUCUUCAAAUUGGUGGACAGCAAAGCAGUAUCUCGUCUAUGGGGUUUGCACAAGAACAAGCCGGACAUGAACUAUGAAACGAUGGGUCGAGCCCUGCGUUAUUAUUAUCAGCGUGGUAUCCUGGCAAAAGUUGACGGACAGAGGCUAGUCUAUCAAUUCGUGGAUGUACCGAAGGAUAUUAUAGAAAUUGACUGUACCGGCGCGUGAGAUAGGGUUCGACCGAAGGAACAGCAGCACGAGAGGCGAGCUAUACUACGGGAAAAGAGUGAUUCGUGUAUUUAUGCUGCAAUCUUUCGCGAGAACACAUCGUUAUCGUCAUCAUCGUUCUCAUCAAGCAGCUCUUCCUGCCACAAUGUGCUUACUUGGCACACCCCCCAGACGAUCUAAAGCAUACCCUCUCUCUGACUUCGUUUGUUCCUUGUAUUAUAAAUAUAUACUUAUAGAGACAUAUAUUAAAACGUGAAUAGCGCAUGCGCACGGAUGCUGCCGCGUGAGGAUGAGUGUUUUGUUUUUGUCGACGCGACAGUUGCCACGUACGGUAUACCUAUGCAACUACCGUAUAUUGUAAUUUCGUCCUCCUUUGGUCUUUCUUUUUUUAUUAUUCUUUGACGAUAUACGUCAAUAAUAAUCGUACUAAGCUUUACAACGUUUAUGUAUAUUAUAUACGUAUAUAUAUACAUAUAUGUAUAUGCAUACAUGUAUGUAUAUAAUAUGUAUACGUUGAGCUCGUUCAAAUUUGUACAAAAUUUAGUUUUUAAAAAUGCUACGGCACAAAUGUUAUUAAAUACGUUUUAAUCAAGAGUAAAUGAAGAAAGGAAAAAUUAAAAAUCUAUUACUUAAACAUAUAGCCGGAAUAUAGGCUAACAAUUGUACAUUCAAGAAUGCGAUAAAUUAUUUAUUGUAUAUUAGACGAUUAUAUAUGUUACCUAGAAAAAAAAAAAAAAAAAGAAAUUGUUAUAUAUAACGUGUCGAUGAAGGGAAUCAUAAGAAAGCAAAGGGGAAGUAAAACUUAACACAAUGUGCAUGCAUGUAUGUGGAAAGUUUGAAGAAGAAAAAAACGAAACGAAAUGAGGGCUGUGAAAAGAUUCAGAAAGGAAAAAAAAAUAUGAUAGUGCGGAAAUGAUAAAGAUGUUAAAAAGUUUUAAAGAGCGAGCUCAGGGAGAGGUACACAUAUAUACAAACACACAUUUGUACACAACACGUGCAUACGUGUGUAUGAUUGCACGCGGCUGUACAUCUAUACAAACACAGUAUCCACACACUAUAUUUUUUUAAAUAUAAGCGAAAAAAAAAGGGCGACUCUUCUAUUUGAGCUGAAGGUUCAACAAUGUAAGGUGCUGGCUAUACACACGAGGUCCAAGAAUGUUAUUUAGCAAGCUAGUGUUACUAAUUCAUAAAAAAAAAAAAUUAUUGAAACAGACAUUAUAUCUCUGUAUAUAUAAAAUUACACCUUUUAGUAUAUAUUAUUGAAUAUUAUAUAUAUAUUAUAUGAAUAUAUAUUGUAUGUUAUGUAGUAAAUGGAGUGAGUUAAUGUAUCUCUAUGAGAUUUUUUGUCACGUCUGCAUAGGAAGAAAUUUGAAUAACCGUCUAUCCGUAUGAUGUCUCUAUUCCUGUCUUUUUAUAUAGGGAAAAAAAGAAAGUAAACACUGUGGAAGCAUUAUCGUUUUUCUCUUGUAUUGUAGUUCUUUUUUUUUUUUUUCUUUUUUUUAAUAAACUAUCAAUCAUUGAGAUCAAACGAUAAUGAAUUGAUUUGCAUGGUCAGUGAUUUGAUUCUAUGAUCUGCAAAAAAAAAAAAAAAAAAAAGAAAACGCACAUCCGCGUGUUUCCUGUGCUCAGCUGGAAUUAGAGACAUCAUAUUUUUCUAAACGUUUUAGAAUAUAUAAUAGCCUUCCUAAGAUGUAAGGGGCGUUCGAAACAUGAUAAGUUAGAGAGAAAUUUAAUUUAUUGAGCAGCAGCCCGCCCCUAAAUAACGGACGUGAUGUGCGAGUGCAAGCGUAUCCUAUAGAAAUAAGUUUUGUACAUAAAGAUUCGUUGAGAGCAUACUUAGAAAAAAGAAUAUUAUGCUACGUUAUCUUCGUAAUCGUGGACAAACGAAAAAAGAGAAAAAAGAAAAAAAACAGGAGAGACAAAAGAGAUAAAAAGUGCAACUCAUCUUUGAGGCUUAUCUGCGAUUAGCCUCUGCACAAGUUCUUCUUGAUGAUCACCUCCAAACAUUUUGAAGAAGAAAAUAAAAAUAUAAUAAAUAAUAGAGAAUAUGAUCAAGUGCUGCCAAUAAUGCCUGUAAACGGUCCCUUGCAUUUUAACACUUAAAGGAAAAGAAACAAAAAACAAUAUUAUAAAGAAUUAUAAGCGCGGUUAUUAAAAUCAAGAAGAAAUGUCUUGGGACGCCAGACAUACCAGAUGAUACAAAGCGAAUUGCCUUCUUGUAAUUAACAAAAACGUGUUGCCUUCUAACAAAGAAAAACAUAUUAAAGAAAAAAAAAUUCUAGCAAUUUGUAUUUGUAAUACCAUCGACUUUAUCCGGGUACUUAAAGAAAACCUUUAACCCUGUAUAUCAUCCCCUAUUUGUCAGCAUAGAAUUUUGUAAUUUUUGUCAAGAGAAACAUAAUAAUAAUAAUAAUAAUAAUAAUAAUAAUAUAAUAAUAAUAAUAAUAAUUAUAUAAUGAAAAAGAUAAAAAAAAUUGAGAAACGUUUUUGGUACACGAAGACUUUUUUCAUAUCGCACUUUGCAUACACGUAUGAGAUGAAAAAUAUGCUUAAAAAUAAAAAAAAAUUAAUAAAGAGAGAAGAAUGAAAUACAUCAGAGUACAAUGAACAAAAAAGCAAGUACCUAUAAAUAAAUAGUACCACUUCUAUACAUAACAUCCACUUAUAAACAAUGAAUGGACACUGCAACAAAAAAUCCUAUUUUUAGGUAAAUUAAAUUUACAUAUACAUAAUGAUUGACUACGAUGCAGGAUAUUUUAACAAAUAAGACUUUACUGUAAUAGGGAUAAAUCUAUAAUUACUUACCUGUAAAAUAAUACGAAGACACGAUGGAUUGACGUAAGGAACUCUAAUGUAACGUUCUGUGAUUCGUUGUUUGUAGGUGAAAUUUAAUAAAAGAUUACUGUAUCAUAA